CUCUAUCGGAAGUCGGCAGAAGAAAAAGAACGCUCGACCUAUGAACGAAAGAAGAAGCUCAAGACUGCUUUGGAAGGAGAGGAAUGACGACCUCUAUUUUCGUUUACCUACAUAAGCAAAUAGUACAUAACUACAACUGGAACAAUUCGAUGUCUGAAUGGGAAGCCCAUGAGGGAAAGCCAAUUCCAACAGAGCUAAGAAAAGAUGAGGCAGCCCUGAGGAAAGCCAUUGAAUUUGAUGAUGAAAAACACGAGCAGACAGCCAAUCAUCAGGAUGAUGAAUAUGCCUGGGCUGGAGUGCAGGAUCCCAAGAUAAUGAUAACGACUUCUCAUAAUCCAAGCUCAAGGCUUAAACAAUUUGCCAAGGAGCUGCGCCUAAUAUUUCCUAACAGUCAGCGGUUAAACCGUGGCAACUAUGUAUUGAGCCAGCUGGUUCAUGCAUGCAAAGCUAAUGAAGUCACAGACCUAAUAUUGGUUCAUGAACACAGAGGAGAACCUGAUGGUCUUGUAGUAUCACAUCUUCCAUUUGGUCCAACAGCUUAUUUCACUUUAUCAAACACAGUAAUGAGACAUGAUAUUCCCAAGAUUGGUACAAUGUCCGAGGCAUAUCCACACUUAAUAUUUCAUAACUUCAAUUCAAAACUUGGAGAAAGGGUAAAAAGCAUUUUGAAAUAUUUGUAUCCAGUUCCUAAAGAUGAUAGUAGAAGAGUGAUUACAUUCGCAAACCAAGAGGACUACAUCUCAUUCAGGCAUCACACAUAUAAGAAAGUAGAUGGACAGGUUGAAUUAACAGAAGUGGGACCAAGAUUUGAAAUGAAAGUUUAUGAAAUCAAACUUGGAACAGUUGAUCAGAACGAAGCUGAUGUGGAAUGGAGAUUAAGACCUUACAUGAAUACGUCGAAGAAGAGAAAAAUGCUGAGUAGUCAGUAACUUAAAGUAGCUAGUAAGUUAGAUCUCUCUUCAGGAGCUGGAGUAGUUAGUCAAGAGCUAGUCAAUUGCAGUACAUGUAUAUACGUGUAGUUUGAUGCUUAUAGUUGUAACAUUUGAAGUAUAUAAUGUAAAUCUAUCAGUGCUUGUUCAUCUCUACUAGUAUUCUUACGAUGUACAAAAUACAUGCAAAAUUGUUAAAGAACCAGGUUUCAAAAUAUUGCAAUAUAAUUGACUCAUUAACGCACACAUUUUGUUGUGCUUUUCAUUAUGGAAUUGUAUGUAGUCUUAAAGUAAGUGACAUUUUUACCAAGCAACCUCUCCCAUUCUUCGUUUCCUUUUUCUUUCUCUCUCAAGGUUAUCUUUGCCUUUUCAUUGUUUGCUUUGUUAAUCCUUGUUAGCUUGUUAUUAGUCAGACGUACACAUGUACGAUACAGAUUAGAAUCAAGAACAUUUAACCAACCCUUCCCCUCCCAACCCACUCUGAUAUUGUGAGUGGACCCGUCAAUGUACAGUAGAACCCAGUUAAUCCGGUCACCAGCAGGCCACAAAACUCUGGUCGUAUUAACGGGGUGGCCGUAUUAAAGGGGUUCUUU
Messenger RNA from Orbicella faveolata, 1522 nucleotides. Its product is annotated as U3 small nucleolar ribonucleoprotein IMP4-like. Gene Ontology annotation, molecular function: rRNA primary transcript binding; snoRNA binding. Gene Ontology annotation, biological process: rRNA processing. NCBI's taxonomy places the organism in Eukaryota, Metazoa, Cnidaria, Anthozoa, Scleractinia, Merulinidae. Gene Ontology annotation, cellular component: nucleolus; Mpp10 complex; small-subunit processome. The record is from RefSeq and is a predicted model, not a curated record.